Messenger RNA from Kuraishia capsulata CBS 1993, 753 nucleotides. RefSeq lists its product as uncharacterized. The transcript has 2 exons. Bases 1 to 753 code for a protein of 250 amino acids. NCBI's taxonomy places the organism in Eukaryota, Fungi, Ascomycota, Pichiomycetes, Pichiales, Pichiaceae. The record is from RefSeq and is a predicted model, not a curated record. Gene Ontology annotation, biological process: RNA processing.
AUGGUGAAGCGUACUUUAAAUCCAGUUGAAGCCGAAAGGCGGAAGCAGAAAUUGAAGGAGCACAGAAAGUCACAGGCACGAAAGGUCGAGCAACGCUUAGUCAAAAUUGCUGACAGAGAUCCUGGGAGAUUACGAGAUAAGCUGAAAGCCUUAGAGGAGGUCCAGAAAGAAAAGGGAAGACUCAAUCACACCGAACAGCGAACCCUGGAUAAUCUGCGGCGCGAUCUUAGGCUUCUAGAGACCAAUAGAAAAGGCUCAACAACUAGCCACACAGAGCAUGAUAAAGAGCAACAGCCACAAUUGAGUUUGCCACAAACUGAUCGGCUUGGAAAGGCUUCGAUUUUCUACGAUCCCGAGUUCAAUCCCUAUGGAAAAGCUCCCAAUGGGUAUGAAAAUGUGAAGUAUCCUCUGGUAAACCCAUACGAAUAUCCUGACAACAAGCAAAUAGUAGAUAUCCCCAUGCCAGAAGGAGAUCCCCCUCGUUUCUACAAGGUGAAAGAUUACGAUGCUUCGCUUUCUGUUGACGAAGUGCGGCGUGAUUUCGUGAAAGAGAGUAUUCAAGCUGGACUACUACCCACGGCACUAAUGGGCUCUAUCAAAAGGACCACUGCAGCUCCGAAAGCCGAGGUGAAGCCGAAGCCGAUUCCAGAAACGGGCUCGGACUCUGAAUUUGGAGAGUAUGCGUCUGAAGAAGAGGAAUACAGGAAAAAGCGUAGGCAUGUUGAGCUGGAAGAUGUCGAAGACGAAGGUUAG